GCCCUUGCAUUCUGAACAAAACCCUAAAAGGGUUCUUGUUAAAAACAAAAAUAAAGAGAAUCGAUCGCCGCCGGAUUGAUCUUACCCGCCAGUGCUCUCCAGCACUCGUUUACCUGUGAUCUUGCUGGAAAUCUACACAACUUAACGCUUUUUUUCCCUGACUUCAGCAGUUUUCUUGUGUUUCUAUCUGUUGUGGGAUAUUUGGUGUUACGUGAAAACAUAUGAAGAAUUUUGUUAUCUUUGACAAAUUUAUGGAAUUGAUUUGGGGAGCUUCUAACUUGAUGUUUGGAUUAUGUUUGCGUGAUUGAUUCUAUGGUUUUAGACUUGGGAGUAGGUCCGGUGGUGAAAACUUUGGGCUUUGAAUUAGGUUAUAAGGGAUAAUUAUGAAGUUGAAAAUAGACUGUUUAGGGAGCUUUGGUGUUUAAAGUUUUGAUUUUGGGAUUGUUUUAGGUUAUAGGGUUAGGUCUUUAUACGUGGGUAAUGUUCAGUUUGAGUUAUUAUUAAGAGGGGGGAUCAAUUUGAGGAUUUGAGAAUGUUGAGUGAAUUGGGAAGGAGACCGAUGCUUGGAGGUAACGAAGGAUCGUUUGGGGAUGAGUUCGAGACGGAGAUAGGACUGUUGCUCCGCGAGCAGCGUAGUCGGCAAGAUGCUGAUGAUCUCGAACGUGAGCUUAAUAUGUAUAGAAGUGGGUCUGCUCCUCCAACGGUGGAGGGUUCAUUGAGUGCCGUUGGUGGGUUGUUUGGCGGUGGUGCUGCUGCUGCUGGCGCCAGUGGUGGAGGCGGUAGCACCUUUUCGGAUUUUUCUGGAAGUAAGAACGGAAAUGGGUUUGCGUCUGAGGAGGAACUUAGGUCCGAUCCAUCUUAUCUUUCCUACUAUUACUCGAAUGUAAACCUCAAUCCGCGACUUCCGCCUCCUUUGCUCUCGAAGGAGGAUUGGAGGUUUGCACAAAGAUUGAAAGGGGGGAGUUCGGUGCUGGAUGGGAUUGGAGACAGGAGGAAGGUGAACAGGGCCGACGAUGGUGGCAGUAGGUCAUUGUUUUCGAUGCCCCCGGGGUUUAGCACGAGGAAACAAGAAACUAAGCUUGAGUCAGACAAAGGACAUGGCUCUGCAGAGUGGGGUGGUGAUGGACUGAUUGGUUUGCCGAGUUUAGGACUCGGGAGCAAACAAAAGAGCCUAGCUGAAAUCUUUCAGGAUGACUUGGGGCGUGCAUCUCCUGUCAAUGGGUUUCCGUCUCGUCCAGCCAGCCGCAAUGCUUUUGAUGAGAAUGUUGAAAUGGUAGGAUCUGCUGAAGCAGAGCUAGCUCAUUUGCGCCGUGAGCUGAAAACCUCUGAUGCUUUACGAUCUGGGGCAAAUGGAUCAUCUGCUGUCCAAAACAUGGGCGCUCCUUCAUAUACUUAUGCAGCUGCUCUUGGUGCUUCCCUGUCAAGAAGUGGAACUCCAGAUCCCCAACUCGUUGCUAGGGCUCCUAGCCCUUGCCUUACUCCUAUUGGAGGAGGCAGGGCUGGCCCAUCUGAAAAGAGAGGCAUUACUAGUCCAAACUCAUUUAAUGGUGUCUCAUCUAGCAUCAAUGAUUCGGCAGAUCUGGUAGUUGCUUUGUCUGGCAUGAAUUUUUCAACUAAUGGUAAGCUAGAUGAUGAAACUCGCAUGUCAUCACAGAUUGAACAGGACAUCAACAAACAACAAAAUUAUCUAUUCAGUCUACAAGGUAGUCAGAAUCAUAGCAAGCAACAUUCAUACUUAAAUAAAUCGGAAUCGGGGCAUUUGCAUAUGCAUUCUGAUCCUCAAUCAGCAAAAGUAUUGUAUUCUGAUUCGGUUAAGGGCACUGGGGCUGGGUCAGAGCUGAACAACUCUCCCUCUGAUAGGCAAGUGGAACUGCAAAAUUCUGCUCUUUCGUCUGGUAAUUCAUACUUAAGAGGAUCUACUAAUGGUGGAGGUGGGUUCCCUGCUCAGUAUCAGCAUAUAGAUGCCACAAAUUCGUCAUUUGCUAACUAUGAUUUAAGUGGUUACAGUGUAAAUCCACCUCUGGCAUCCAUGAUGGCUAGCCAAGUUGGAACUGGUAACCUGCCACCCUUCUAUGAAAAUGUUGCUGCAGCAUCUGCUAUUGCAGCUCCUGGGAUGGACUCGAGAGUUCUUGCAGGAGGUUUGCUUUCUGGAGCUGCUGCUUCUGAAGCGCAUAAUCAUGGUAGAAUGGGUAGCCAAAUGCCUGGGAGUGCUGUUCAGGCAUCAUUUGUGGAUCCAAUGUAUCUUCAGUACUUUAGGACAUCUGAGUAUGCAGCACAGCUUGCUGCUCUUAAUGAUCCUUCUAUGGAUAGGAAUUACUUAGGUAACUCAUACAUGAAUUUAUAUGAGCUCCAGAAAGCUUAUCUUGGGGCUCUUCUAUCCCAGCAGAAGUCUCAGUAUGGUCUUCCAUUGGGCAGCAAGUCUGGUGGUUCUAAUCAUCAUGGUUAUUAUGGGAGUCCUGCAUUUGGGGUUGGCAUGUCUUAUCCUGGAAGUCCAAUGGCAGGUUCUGUUAUUCCUAACUCUCCAGUUGGACCUGGUAGUCCUAUGAGGUACAAUGAGCUGAACAUGCGUUUUCCUACUGGCACGAGGAACUUAGCAGGGGGCGUCAUGGGACCCUGGCACCUGGAUGCUGGAUUUAACGUGGAUGAAAGCUUUGCAUCUUCACUACUAGAAGAAUUUAAGAGCAAUAAAACUAAGUCUUUUGAACUUUCUGAAAUUUCUCGUCAUGUUGUUGAAUUUAGUGCGGAUCAGUAUGGGAGCCGAUUUAUUCAACAGAAACUUGAAACAGCAACAACAGAAGAGAAAACCAUGGUUUAUCAGGAAAUCAUGCCCCAAGCUCUUGCUUUAAUGACUGAUGUGUUUGGUAAUUAUGUUGUUCAGAAGUUUUUCGAGCAUGGACUUCCAUCCCAGAGAAGGGAAUUGGCUAACAAGCUUUUUGGUCAUGUGCUGACACUUAGCCUUCAAAUGUAUGGUUGUCGAGUAAUCCAGAAGGCAAUAGAAGUUGUUGAUCUGGACCAGAAGAUCAAAAUGGUUGAAGAGCUUGAUGGUAAUGUCAUGCGCUGUGUACGUGAUCAGAAUGGGAACCAUGUCAUCCAGAAAUGUAUUGAAUGUGUUCCUGAAGAUAAAAUUGACUUUAUUGUCUCAACAUUUUUUGACCAAGUUGUCACCCUUUCCACACAUCCAUAUGGCUGUCGGGUGAUACAGAGAGUACUAGAACACUGCAAUGACCCAACAACUCAAAGUAAAGUUAUGGAUGAGAUUUUAGGAGCUGUUAGCAUGUUAGCACAAGAUCAGUAUGGCAAUUACGUUGUUCAGCAUGUGCUGGAGCAUGGAAAGCCUCACGAGCGUUCUGCUAUUAUUAAAGAAUUAGCUGGGAAUAUAGUUCAAAUGAGUCAGCAGAAGUUUGCUUCCAAUGUUGUGGAAAAGUGUUUAACUUUUGGUGGUCCUAGUGAACGCUUGCUACUAGUGAAUGAGAUGCUUGGUUCUACUGAUGAAAAUGAGCCGCUUCAGGCAAUGAUGAAAGAUCAGUUUGCAAACUAUGUUGUACAAAAAGUGCUGGAGACUUGUGACGACCAGCAGCGUGAGCUUAUCCUCUCACGGAUUAAAGUUCAUUUGAGUGCGUUGAAAAAAUACACUUACGGAAAGCACAUUGUUGCACGAGUAGAGAAACUUGUUGCUGCUGGGGAAAGGAGGAUCGCCGCUCAGUCUCCACACCCUGCUUAGGCAGCGUAGGGAAAAAGUUCUGUACAGCUAACUGAGGCUAGUGUGAGCGAGCUUCCUUCUCUCUUUCAUCCCCAUGUCUAGGCUAUGACUCUUACCUGUCUGUUGAGACAGGUACGAGCUUAUCGGAAAUAAAGUUGUUUCUUGUGUUGGAAAACUGUACAUUGUGUAGUUUAAGGUUUAUAUACAUAGAUCAAGCAAACCGAGUUUCAGGUGUUGAAUGCACCUGAUGCGCCUGCACAGGAGAUAAAAAUGACUAUACGAGUCUUUUUAAGGGUGUAAAAAUUAUGAAUGUCGAGGUAGUUUUUCACAUUAAACGCGACUGUACAAAUGUUGCCAUGUGGAGAGCAGUUUAUGUUUAGCGAGGCCAGAGAUAUUUAAUGUAUGGUUAUUGACGUUUUUCCCCCAACACUAAAAGCACAAUUUUCUUAUGCAGCAAGUAUCUCUUGUUCUCCAUUUAUCUA
Juglans regia (Persian walnut) is the source of this 4182-nucleotide messenger RNA. Its product is annotated as pumilio homolog 2-like. Gene Ontology annotation, molecular function: mRNA binding. The record is from RefSeq and is a predicted model, not a curated record. NCBI's taxonomy places the organism in Eukaryota, Viridiplantae, Streptophyta, Magnoliopsida, Fagales, Juglandaceae. Gene Ontology annotation, biological process: post-transcriptional regulation of gene expression. The coding region runs from base 533 to 3721 and encodes 1062 amino acids. Gene Ontology annotation, cellular component: cytoplasm. The transcript is spliced from 9 exons.